Engraulis encrasicolus (European anchovy) is the source of this 4528-nucleotide messenger RNA. RefSeq names its product coronin 6 (gene coro6). The transcript has 12 exons. Gene Ontology annotation, biological process: cell migration; actin filament organization. Lineage: Eukaryota; Metazoa; Chordata; Actinopteri; Clupeiformes; Engraulidae. The record is from RefSeq and is a predicted model, not a curated record. Bases 581 to 2002 code for a protein of 473 amino acids. Gene Ontology annotation, molecular function: actin filament binding.
UAAACAUUGUUCUCUGUCCUUGCUCACCCUGAAUAGUCCCAACGACCAGACAGACUUGUGCCAGCUUGGUACAGACAAGAGCGUUUUGUUUGGCAUAUCCACGCAGAUAAUGAAAACCUGAAAAUGCUAAUUGGCUUGAUCAAUAAUUGGUAGCACCAGAUCCUACUGUGCGCCUCUCUCUCUGACUCGGAAAAGUAAACCCCGACUGCAACAUGGUCCUUUCGAAAAUAGACAAGACCGCCUUGACCCCCUCUUAUAUACACAGCUAGCCCUCCCUCUACCCCUUCACUGUGCCCUGCGUCCUCGCUCCCUCUCUUCUCCCUUGCGCGGCGUGCAGAGACGUCACGUAAAUAGGUCUUGUACCACUCCAACGGGGCUACAGCAAGUUAACUAAAUUGGAAUACGUGGGGACCGUUCACGACCAAGGGGGGUUCUACACCUUCACACAAAACAGGGAAGGGGGUGACCGAGAAAGUCCCACAGACACACUCCAUAAGUCGGCGGCACUUGCUUCUUCUCCACCUUCUCGACCAGACAACAGUAAGAAAUCUUGGCCAAGGUCAAGAACCGCAGAAGAAUCAUGAAUGCAGCCAUGAGUCGUGGAUUUGUGCGCCAGAGUAAGUUCCGGCAUGUUUUCGGCCAGUCAGCCAAAGCGGAGGCGACCUACGAUGACAUCCGCGUUUCCAAGGUGACAUGGGACAGCUCCUUCUGUGCCGUCAACCCCAAAUUUGUGGCUAUCAUCGUGGAGUCCAGUGGAGGAGGUUCCUUCCUGGUUCUCCCCCUCUCCAAGGUUGGGCGUGUGGACAAGAGCAAUUCCAUGGUGAUCGGUCACUCGGGCCCCGUGCUGGACAUUGACUGGUGUCCUCACAAUGACAACAUAUUGGCCAGCGGCUCCGAAGACUGUACUGCUAUGGUCUGGCAGAUCCCGGACCACACCCCUUCGCGUCCCAUCUCGGAGCCCAUCGUGGUGCUGGAGGGCCACUCCAAACGCGUGGGCAUCGUCACCUGGCACCCCACUGCUCGCAACAUCCUCCUCACUGCUGGCAGUGAUAACCUGGUGAUCAUCUGGAACGUGGGCACGGGGGAGCCGCUGAUCUCCAUGGACGACCACCCGGACCUCAUCUACAACGUCAGCUGGAACCGCAACGGCAGCCUCUUCUGCACCACCUGCAAGGACCGCCGGCUGCGCGUCUGCGACCCGCGCAAGAGGGAGGUGGUGGCGGAGAGGUUGGCGCCGCACGAGGGCAUCCGACCCAUGCGUGCCAUCUUCACCAGGGAGGGCAACAUCUUCACCACGGGCUUCACCCGCAUGAGUCAGAGGGAGCUGGGCCUGUGGGACCCGACAAAUUUUGAGGAACCCAUUUCAGUUCUGGAGUUGGACACCAGCAACGGAGUAUUGUUGCCAUUCUAUGACCCAGAUACCAACAUCGUAUAUCUGUGUGGGAAGGGCGACAGUAGCAUUCGUUAUUUCGAGAUCACAGAUGAGUCUCCGUAUGUGCACUACCUCAGCACAUUCAGCAGCAAGGAGCCCCAGAGGGGUAUGGGCUUCAUGCCCAAGAGGGGCGUGGAUGUCAGCAAGUGUGAGAUCGCCAGGUUAUAUAAACUCCAUGAGAGAAAGUGUGAGCCCAUCAUGAUGACCGUUCCCAGAAAGUCUGACCUGUUCCAGGAUGACCUGUACCCAGACACGGCGGGCCCGGACCCAGCGGUGGAGCCAGAGGAGUGGAUGGAGGGGAAGGACGAGGACCCCAUCCUGGUGUCCAUGAGGGACGGCUACGUGCCCCCCAAGAGCAGGGAGCUCAAAGUCUGCAAAAAGAACGUUCUAGACUCCCGGCCAACGCCUCGUCGCAGCAUGUCCACCAUUGAAGGGGCCAACUUGCCGCCUCAGCUGUUGGAGAAGCUUGUGGAGGAGAUUCAGAGCCUCAGGGCCACAGUUCUCGAUCAGGAGAAACGAAUCUGUGACUUAGAGAAUAAGCUGUCACAGUACACCAAUGGCACAGAAUGAUGUCACCCCAGCUGAACCCCCCCCCCCCCCCCACCCCCCUGCCCCUCCUGACCCCCUCCCCCCUACACUUUCCUCACCCCCUAAACCAACCCCACGUAUAACCAUAUCACCAGUUUCCAAUUUGAGUAGAGAAAAUCACCGCCAAGUCACUACCAUUACGCAUUUCCAGCACUCCCUCUUUUGCACUAAAUAAACAACACCACGAAAUUAGGCAUAUUUGUAUUACACAGCUGUUUGGAAUCUUAGUCCAGUCACUGUUCCAACUCAGUUUCAACUCAGACUAAGUCCCCUUUGAGAAUACAGAAUUUAAGGGGAAAAAAAGUGGACAGAAGGGUUAGUGCCCACACUGUAAGCUAAGUCAGCUCACUGAGCAGUUCUCUGAAUACACUCGAAGGUCCAGUGUGUACAUUUCUAGUGGUUUAUUUUCUAGAAUGAUCACUGCCCAUUCACAAAUGUCUGUAUUUUUUCAUGAAUAUUUACUACCACUAUGAAGUAUUCAUUACUGCCCCAUGAAGGCAAAGUGCAGUAACUACAAAGUUUGUCUGAUUGUGUUAGACUGAAAAUGGUCUUCACAACAACUCUGUUAUCUUGUGACAGCCUUAUGCUCCAAAUGUGUCCCGUUUUGGAGAUAUUGCUAUGUCAAGUUUGUAGUACGGUAUCUGCAAUAUCCAAUCUAAUACCAAGGCUUUGAAGGCCAUUUUCUCCGUUUCAAUUUUGGUGUAAUUACUGCACUUUUGUCUUUGUGGGCCAGUAUACCAUUAUUGGGGGGAAAAGUAUUGGAAUGACAUACUGGACCUUUAAUCAUAAUCUUCAAGCUUAUCAUCGUCUUGGCCUGAGCUUGGCAGGCUCUUUCUUUUGCACAUUAAAUAAUUGUAAUGUAUACAUAUCUGCUUUUGAGACACAGUGAGCUUUAAAGGAACAUUGGUCAAUGACUAGGAGCACAAGACUAAACCAAAUGAUGAGUGGAAUGUUUUGGGAAUUGAUAGUGAAUGGCAGCAUGGCAUAGCGCCUAGGUAAAACAGUCAUCACUAGACGGUAUCAGUAUGUUCUGAUGAAUGGAAUGGAAUGGACACGACAUAUGGACAUAUAGUGUACAUAUGGGAGGAAACGCUCUUCAGCUAGUUUUCACAUAUGGCCACACAUGGACUAGCUGUUCGUUUAAGUCCACUGGCCUGUGUCUGAUAAUAUCAAGACUUUUGCCAAGUAACGGAAAAGUAGCUGUUGUUACUGUGCUCUCACACAACAGUGGUAUUAAGUACUGGCAGCAUUACAACUGUUGGCUGUUAGUUUGGCUUUAUCUUGAUCAAUCUGAACAGCGCCUCCACAGCUAUACGUCCACUACCACAGCCAUGAACAGACUCCUCCUCAUGGCCAGAUGCUGAAAAUCUGGUGUGAGGUGUCUGGGCCUCAAGUGUGUGGUUGACAGAGAAGAAGAACAUCUCAGUCCUUUCCGAGUGCUUUCAAGAGAACAAGUGGAGAAGCUAUUGCCCUCAGGUGUGCAGCUAAGGAGUCGAACGAGGAAAAUGAUGAGCCAGAGUCAAACAUGCAUUUGAAGGACUUGAAGGAGAUUUAGACAAACUGUUGCACCACUGAUUCCAAUGAAGUGCGGAGCACUGCUCUGCCAACAUUCGAUUCCACUGUUUACAAUACAACCCUGCACACCGGUGCCGAUGUCCACGGAUGUUGACUGCCAAAUAGGGGAGCUCUAUUGUUAUCGGAGCCACCCAUUGGUUGAUCCGUGCUCUGCUGUGAUGAAACCGAUUCAUUGUGUGUAGCACGUCUGCGCUAGUGUGUGGGGGUAAUCGAAAUGGUCAGAACCAAUAGUGCUCUAUAGUACUGUCGGAAUCGAUGUGCGGAGGUCCUAACAUUGUAAUGUGCAAUGGCAUAUUGUGAUGUAUUCAAAACAUAAUGUCUAGAUUCUUCAUGUAUGUAUUUGUUUCCAGGUAUCUGGAAUGGGUUGGUCUUGUAAGGGUGUGUUGAAGCAAGUGUAACUGAAAAGUGAAUCUGAAUGGACUCUUUUUUUGGUUUAUUUUGUUGUUUUAUUUAAUUUCAAGUUUUAUUUUAACACUCCCUUUUGAUAAUCCGUUAAAACUGUUUCCAUCUGUGUAUCCUUUGUUUACUUUUGGUAAGGAAUUAUUGAAAGGCAAUAAUGAAAGACCACUUUUCAUGACUUUGAAUAAAAGUGCCUACACUCCGGCUGCAACCAAAAUCUUACUUUGCAAACUUAACAACCUUUUUGUUCACAAUUUCUGCAAAUUUGAAAUGAUACAAGGCCAUGUAUCCAGCCACCCGACCUUAUCCGUGCCUGGUCUUGUGAUGCCUUUCAACAUGUAAAUAUAUACCUACUGAAGAAAAGAAAAUUUGGAAAAAAAUGAAAAAUUCUAAAAUACCAAAGACAAAUAUUGAGAGAAAUAUUUUGUGUGUUCUGUUGAUGUUACUAUCUGAUGGCAUCAAUAAAACAUCCUUUUUUAAUAAAAAAUGUCUCUAAUCCCCUUUGUCUGACCACUGUGAAUGCUUGUACUGUAC